UUGAGAGGUACCGCUGUUGUGGGGACGGUUCAGUUCGCCGCGGUUUUUUUUUUUGGUUGUUCUUCCCACGCCUCCUGCCGCCUCAGGACCGGCUCGUCUUCCGACGGUCCCGGCUCGGGAUGGCCUCCAGCUACAAGAAAGCACCAAUGGUGGCUCCACCUCAGAGGAAGAAGGCAGCUCCCAAGACUGAGCUCACUGAAGAGCAGAGACAGGAGAUUCGAGAGGCAUUUGAUCUGUUUGAUACUGAUGGCACUGGGAACAUUGAUGUGAAAGAGUUGAAGGUUGCCAUGAGAGCACUCGGGUUUGAACCUAAGAAAGAUGAGAUCAAGAAAAUGAUCUUAGACAUUGACAAGGAAGGAACUGGAAAGAUUGCUUACAGUGACUUCGUAGGAGUGAUGACCCAGAAAAUGGCUGAAAAAGAUUCAAAAGAAGAGAUUCUGAAAGCCUUCAAGCUGUUUGAUGAUGAUGAAACUGGCAAAAUCUCUUUCAAAAACCUCAAACGUGUGGCCAAAGAACUGGGGGAGAAUCUUACAGACGAGGAGCUACAGGAAAUGAUUGAUGAAGCUGAUCGAGAUGGAGAUGGAGAGGUCAAUGAGCAAGAGUUCUUACGAAUCAUGAAGAAGACCAGCCUCUACUGAGAUGCUUGGCAUCUUGUGUGUGCGGUUUUUGUUUUGUUUUUUAAUCUCAUCAUGGUUUUGUUGCCUGAGUUUGACCUCCGUGGUGCUUGUUCUGGAAGGAAUCAGCAGCAGCUGAUCUCACUAGCUUUGUGAGAUACCCCUCACAUUUUUUAUGCCCGUGUCCUUCUCUAUUGACUCCACCUCCACCACAAUCUCCUAAUAGUGUGCUUCAGAUCCAUCUUUUAUAUUUCAAACAGUCAUGUGAAAUUGAUUCCUUGGUUGAGCUGCCUUUUGAAGGAGGUUGUGUACUUGCACACUGGACUUACAUGCAAGGAAGUUUUUUUUUGUUUUUUGUUCUUUUUGCCAGAGACAAUUUAGGUAUUCUCAGAAACAAGGAUGUUUCUUUUUUAAAACUUGUUUUGAAUUAUCCGAAGCUUGCAUUGUAUGGCGCUUGGUACUUGCCAAAGUGAAAAGACGCCAAAGAGUGGAUAGCUCCAGUUCUGCUUCUGCACCUAUUCCACAUUGGUCGUUCCCUGCCUUCUAGGAGGUGACUUGAUUCUGGAUGUUGAGGUUGAAAUGCAGUGCCUGCAGUAUUUAAGCCUUGAUUUAAAAGAAAACAGUGUACUUACUUAUUAGCCUUUACACUUUUUCAAAAAGCAUUGAAUGUAAAAUUGGUGUGUUUUUAAUCCCUGAAUUGGCUGGAAAGAGCCUGUAACAGUUCUUCCAAAUGCUUAUGGUUUGUGUUGCUGAAAUGUAAAAGAUGACAUAAAAUAGUUCAUGACAGCAAA
Zootoca vivipara (common lizard) is the source of this 1405-nucleotide messenger RNA. RefSeq names its product centrin 2 (gene CETN2). Gene Ontology annotation, molecular function: calcium ion binding. Lineage: Eukaryota; Metazoa; Chordata; Lepidosauria; Squamata; Lacertidae. Gene Ontology annotation, cellular component: myosin II complex. The record is from RefSeq and is a predicted model, not a curated record.